Talpa occidentalis (Iberian mole) is the source of this 3580-nucleotide messenger RNA. RefSeq names its product GRB2 associated binding protein 3 (gene GAB3). The record is from RefSeq and is a predicted model, not a curated record. The coding region runs from base 1 to 1965 and encodes 654 amino acids. Lineage: Eukaryota; Metazoa; Chordata; Mammalia; Eulipotyphla; Talpidae. The transcript has 12 exons.
AUGCGGGCGGCGCGGAGCCUGGGAGAGCGCGCUAGAGCCAUGUUCUCCGGAUUCCUAAAAGCCUGCCAGCGAAGCCUGCGCGCCCGGCGCCCGGGCUGUGUGCUCCGCUCCGAAGCCGGCGCCCAUCUGGGCGCCCCGCCCGAUAUCAGCGCUGUUCGUGGGAGGACCACUGUCACCCCGCAGGGCUGGCAGGGGGUCGUCCACAGCUUCGAGUGUUGCUUCUGCCCAGGAGGCAGCCGAGGGGUGUGUGCGCUCACAGUGGACGUGGUGGCCUGGCGCCGGCGCUGGUUCGUGCUACGACGUGGCCGCAUGCGCGGGGACCCCGACGUGCUCGAGUACUACCGCAGCCAGCGUGCCAGCAAGCCCAUCCGCGCCAUCGACCUGCGCGAGUGCGCCGUGUGGCGGCACGCAGGUCCCGGCUUCGUGCGCAAGGAGUUCCAGAACCACUUUGUGUUCAUCGUCAAGACUGCGGCCCGCACAUUCUACCUGGUGGCCAAGACUGAGGACGAGAUGCAGCGCUGGCUGCGUAGCAUCAGCCAGGUGUGCAACCUGGGCCACCUGGAGGCCGGGGCAGCAGAUGCCGUGGAGAGCCUCUCUCGCGCCGCCCUGCCGCCGUCCCGGGCCAGCUCCCUCCGCACCGGCCAGGCUGUUGGCCCCUCCUCGCCUAGAGAGGACACAAGCGCUAGUGCUGUAGCAACUGAGGACAGCAGAAGUGAGUCAGAGUUUCUCUUCCUUCCCGAUUAUCUGGUUCUGUCCAACUGUGAGACUGGAAGACCGCACCACGCCAGCCUCCCCAGCAGAUGCGACAGCUGGUCAAACUCAGACCGCUCCCUGGAGCAGGCCUCCUUCGACGACGUUUUUGUGGACGGGCCGCCGCCGUCCGCUACCGCCCUGGCCCAGCCCUCCCGCCAUGCCAGCGGCGCCCGGGAGGCCCCGGCCCCCAGGCCCCAGGCCGCGCGGCUCUGGAGCGGUGGGCCGGUCCGCGACUGUCUGUCCUGCUCACAGUCGCUGGACCCUUCCUUCAACUCCCCCAUUCAGGGGGAGCAAAACCAAGGUCCGCUGCGCUAUGGGGUAAGAGACCUUGACUUGACGUCCGCCACGCCCCCGCCACGCCCCCCAAAGCCCAGCCAUCUCUCUGAACGGCGCCCCGAGGAGCAGCUCCUGCGCACUGCAGGCCCCAGUGCCUUCAGGCAGCCGGGCGGCGCUGUGGUGCCCAGAAGAAUCUCUCUCUCGGGUUUGGACAACAUGCGAGCCUGGAGAGCUGACGUGGGAGACCAGCCCUUAAGGCACCGGGAGAAGCGGCUGAGUUUAAACUUGCCCUGCAGGUUCUCCCCGAUGUGCCCGACUUCUUCCUCCGGGGCGGAGGACAGCUACGUGCCCAUGCAGGCCGCCGCCUCUAGUCGGGGACGCCCCUGCAGCCCUGAUGAGUACAUCCCCAUGAACUCGGGCAGCUUGUCGAGCCCACUGCCUGCGCUCCCUGCGGACCUGGAGCCGCCCCCAGUGAACAGAGAUCUCAAGCCUCAGAGGAAAUCACGGCCACCACCCCUGGACCUGCGGAGCCUGUCCACCAUCCGGGAACAUGCGGCACUGAGCAGGGCCCGCACUGUGCCCGGCAAUCGAAGCAGCUUGCUCUCUCCAGACAGAAAUGGCUUCGGUUCCGCCAGGUUCUUUGCCAGUCCUGCUCCCAGAGAAGAGGAGGGGAGCUAUAUGCGCAUGGAGGAGCACAGAGCAGCCAGCUCUCUCAUGUGGACGAGGACCUGUGGCCUAGAUUAUCUAGCCCUGGAUUUCAACUCUGCGUCGCCAGCCCCUGCACAACAGAAACUUCUUUCAGAAGAGCACAGAGUGGACUACGUGCAAGUGGACGAGCAGAAGACGCAGGCGCUGCAGAGCACCAGGCAGGAGUGGACGGACGAGAGGCAGUCCAAGGCGGACUUGGAUGAGCGCGCGCCGCCUGGGCAGCCUUGAAGCCACGGGGGAGGCUGUGCAGACCCGCAAUGAGCCAGCCCCCAACUCCUCUCCCCUUUGUGGUCAUCCACCAGGUGCUGUUACCCUUGAGGGGAUGUGUGUGCAGCCAGGGUUUCUGCGUUGCUGCGUAGGGUCCCCCCUCCCUAAGAGCAGGGUGCAAGCCUUUCCUGGACUGCCUGCUUUCUUAGGAGCAGCCUAGUGUUGCCCCCCUCCCGGAGCGGGGGCACAGAUUGUCGCUGGCAUUGUGUGCUGGACCCGAACUUUCACGCAAUAAACACUUCUGACCAGAAAAACCUGCCAGCCUGCCAGGCAACAGAGACGCGGUGGGUGGUGAUGAGGUUCCGAGAGCGCGACACCCCCACUUAACGAGGGCAUUGGGUCACCCCUUCUUUUAGGGGGCUCUGAGGUCAAGGGACCCAGAGCAGAGUCUCAGUGGGGCGUGGGGUUUUACUCAAUCACCCUUCCUGCCUCCUCUGAGCACCUGCAGUGUAAAGACAGAUGUGAACAGCUGGGCACCAGGCAGACCUGCCGCUCCGGGGUUCCCACAUGUGGGUGGGCCAGGCAGGUCCGGGGCAUCAGGGUUACCAGUCCCGGGGCUGUGGGCUUUGCUGUGGCGUGUUGGGGUUCCAGACCGCCCCCAAGGGAGGGAAAGUCCAAGUCUGGGCAGGCCAUCGAGGAAGUCGUCUUGCCGCGCCCGCGCCAGGCUGGAGACACCACAGGGGACACGCGUUGGCUGGUGCCGCACGCGAGUCUGACUCGGCUGACCAGGACCCCGGUCUGCAGAGCGUCUCCCGGGACACGUUGCCUGCGCAGAGCAACACACUCGCGCGCUGUCGCUUGCAUGGAAGUCAUUCACUUGGGAUUUGUUUUAAAUGACUUCGCCCUCAUCCUAGGGCUGGAAAUAAGCAGCUAUGUCCACCUUGUAGAGAACUGCAAAUGGACAGUUCCGCAGAAGCGUGACGAUUUGGGGAAACUACCUCAAAAACAGGUAGUUUUGAGCUGGCAGUGGCACAGAUUUCUGAAAACAGAAGUGAGAACGAUGCUGGAAAUGCCUCAUUUUCGGCAGAGAUAUUCCAUGUGUUAAUGGGACUAGAAUUUUCACCAGGGGCUGACGUCAGCCGCCUUUUUUCUCUAAGAAAAUGAUCAUAGAUACCAUUCUUUCUUUUUUUAAGAGAAAGUAAUGAGAUGCCAUUUGGAAUUUUAUUUCAAAAGCAGUUUGCCUUGGUUCGCUAGCAAGAGACAAAAACACAAGUCUUCUGUACGUUAGUGACGACAGUGAUCACAGCAGAAAAAAGAUGAGUCAGCGUUGCGUAUCCCAGCACCAUCCUAAGUCAAGUGAAUACUGUGCAGGGAAGAACUUUCUAGCAGAUUUGGGCCUCGCCGCAACAGGCAAUGCCUUCCAUCUCUUUCCGUUAGCAGAUUCCUCCAGAUCAGGGGGUGUUUGUGCAGGAGGCCAAGGAGCUACGCUGUGUCUAUAGAUCCAAGUCAAACGAAGCUGACCCCCUCCCCCCGCUUGGACCCGACUUCCUCUUCUCAAGGCCUCUUCACUCCUGGUUUUGAGAAAUUCACGUGUUUUCACUGUGUGGUAAUCUGGCAUCAAUAAAAGUCUGUUGAA